Glycine soja is the source of this 529-nucleotide messenger RNA. RefSeq names its product protein CLAVATA 3. The transcript is spliced from 3 exons. Bases 58 to 375 code for a protein of 105 amino acids. Lineage: Eukaryota; Viridiplantae; Streptophyta; Magnoliopsida; Fabales; Fabaceae. The record is from RefSeq and is a predicted model, not a curated record. Gene Ontology annotation, molecular function: receptor serine/threonine kinase binding.
CUCCUUGCAACUUCCACCCCUACCACCUACCUUGAUUCUCUUGAGACUUUUUUUCCAAUGGCGUCAAAGUUUAUCUUUACCACUGUGGUUUUACUUAUGCUUUUGUGCUUGCUUCUGAUGAGGGAGCCUUCUGGUUGCGGUUCUGCGUAUGAAUGCUUUGGUGCUAAUGCAGCUGAUCUAAGGGACAUUCCAAACAGGAAGGUGCUGUCUGUUUUGAAGGAUAAGAAAACUAGUGCUCUGAAGGCUAGUCUGCAAGGAUCAUCAAGCAACAAGUAUGGUGAAAAGCCACUGAAUUGGGAGUUAAGGAAGGUUCCUUCUGGUCCAGAUCCGCUGCAUCAUAAUGGUGUCAACCCCAAAAAGCCUCAAACCCCUUAAACUCACCGAUGGAACCUUCUUUGUGCUCUUGGCCUAGUAUUAGUUAUCAGUGUGAACAUCUACCAGCUUAUGGCAUAAAUAUAAACAUACACUCAUCUUCCUUUUCAUCUCUUGUUUUACCUAUUUUCCUCUCUCUUUUUUCUUCUUAGUAUUU